AUGGACUCCUUCACAGAAUACGAAGACUUUGCAUUCAUCUCGCUAGAGCAUCCAGACUUGUCUGAGGUAGCUGUACGCGAAUUCGUCGAUUCUUCAGACCUAGGCACGGAGGCCAAUCCUAUCGUGAUUGAAGACGAUCCUGCUCCGCUAGGCUCGGAAUCUAAUCCUAUCGUGAUCCACGUCGAAGAGCACCGAAGCUAUUCUGAGACUGAGCGACUUAGUUCUGAUAGAGACACGGAAAUCAUCUCAGAGUCUUCAUGGGAGCGACACGUUGACAUAGCUGGUCGUUCGACCCCUAUCCCAGUGCCGACUCAAUUGUCGGCCUGCAAAGACCCGGAAGAGCCGCAAGCGUCCGGGCAAUCACCCGCAAAUCACCUCCACCUGGACGGCCAAAACCUGGAAAUGGCCGGGAAUCGUUUCCAUGUCGAGCACAGCCCUAGUCAGGAGUAUGGAAAGGGCAAAGAGGCAAACCAGCGAAGGAGCGAGCAAGGAGAUGAUUUGAAAGUAGAGAAACCCGCGAAAAUUCUCAGCUUGCUUGAAACCGUGGUUCCCAGCGAUUCAGCGAGUAUACUGAGCAUGAUCGAACCCGACUCUAACAACCGGACAGCCCUUUGGUAUGCUGUUUCCGAAUGCAACGUAACAGCAGUGGAGCUACUACUUAGGAGCGGAGCAGACGCACUCUCAGUAGAUUGCGAAGGAAUUACUCCGCUGAAUUGUGCAAUACUGCGAGAUAAUAUAUGGAUUACACGACUCAUAUUAGAGCACUUGACCACUUGCUUUUCCACGACAACAUUUCUUAACAACAAAGAUGUCAACGGCUCCGAGUUACCACUAUCCCUGUCUGCUCAGUUCGCACGUACACGGAUGAUCGAGCUCCUACUCGAAUUUGGUGCAGACGUAAAUGCGGUCAAUUGCCACGAACAGACUCCUUUGCACCAAGCGGUACAUCAAGGGCAUAUCAGUGCCGUUGAAUUACUACUUAACCAGCAAGGCAUUGAUCUACAAGCACAGAACAACUACGGAUCUACUGCUCUUCACAUCGCUACCAAGCAAAACAAUUCUUCUAUUGUGGAUUUGCUUUUGGCUCAUCCGGAUAUCGAUAUCAACUGCCAAGACAAUCACGGGAAUACACCUCUCUGGUGGUCUACUCGGCUAGAGGAUAAUGGCAUCUCUAGCCGACUGCUAGCCAGAAACGGCGUGGAUCUUAAUGCUAUCGGCCAAAAGAACGGUCUAUAUACAACAGCUCUCUAUCAUGCUGUAGAAAGAGGAAAUUAUUUGCUUGCAAAACAGCUUGUUAAACAGCCAGAGCUAGACCCAAACAUCCUUGGGUCUUUCCAUUGGACACCCCUAGGACACGCCGCACGCGAUGGCAAUGUUGAUAUGGUCGAGCUACUGCUUGAAAGACAUGAUAUUCGUGUUAAUGCAGAAGGUUCGGGCGAGUGCUCUCCUCUUUGGCUCGCCACAAAAUAUGGUAGAACCAAGGUGGUAGAACUCCUACUACAGCAGGAGCGAUUGGAUAUCAACUGUCAAACAAACAAAGACAAUGAAACUGCAUUAUCAGCGGCAGCUUGCUCCGGGGAUCUACCUAUCGUGAGGCUCCUUUUGAAGGACACACGAAUAGAUAUCAAUGCUGUGAACAAAGCGGGCAAAACUGCAAUCUGGCUCGCUGCUUCAAACGGACACUUCACAGUCGUUAUGGAGCUCUUGCGGGAUUCAAGGCUUUGCUGCGAUGCGGAAUAUAUCGCUAUGGCGGGCAAUAAGUAG
Molecule: messenger RNA, 1764 nt
Organism: Penicillium arizonense
Lineage: Eukaryota; Fungi; Ascomycota; Eurotiomycetes; Eurotiales; Aspergillaceae
Product: ankyrin repeat domain-containing protein
Exons: 4
Coding region: 1-1764 (587 amino acids)
Molecular function (GO): protein binding
Source: RefSeq, a predicted model, not a curated record